UGUUGUGUUAUCGUGACGAGGUGUGUCUACAGCUGUAACUCCGCCCUCGACUUUAACUUUCGUUUUCCUUUCCUCACACACAUCGUCUGUAAUUUCCCGAGAAAUCAAGUGAACACCUUCACACCCACCCAGACUCCCGGACGCGCAGCAGCACAAUGUUGAAAGCGUUGAUUAUUAAGACCAUUUGUGCCAAUAAUGGGUCGAUGGAUUGGGAUGAUUUGGUGUCAAGAUUCGGUUGCUGUGAUGAUGUUGUAAAUCAGAAUGAAUCUUUCGCUGUUGUUGUUAUAAACGGAAUCAAGAAAGUUUUAGUGAGAAGUCAAGUUCGCCUGUGCAGAACGCAGAACUGCGACGGCUGCGCACAGCUUCAUCUGUGUAAACAUUUCCUGUACGGCUCUUGUCGAUUCGGCAGAGGACGGCGUACAUGUCGGUUCAGUCAUGAUCUGAUCUCAGGUCAGAAUUCUGCUCUUCUCUCCUCUCAUGGCCUGAACAUGCUCGACAGACAAGAGCUUUGUGUUCUUCUGCUCCAGAAUGAUAACGGCCUCUUACCACCGGUGUGUUAUUCUUACAAUAAUGGCACAGGGGAAUUUGGGCGAUGUGAUCAAGGCGAGAACUGUAAGAGAUUGCACAUCUGUGAGAAAUACCUGCGAGGGUCCUGCCAGUGUUCCCGGGCUCAUGAUUUCUAUGAGCCUCAUCCUCUGAAGACCCUACAAAACAGAGGGGUGCCCACUGAACUCAUGGUCAUUAUGAAGGAUCUUUACACAAAUAUUGAAGCCUUGAGGGAUCUGACCAAAAAGAAACAACCUCCAGCUACAAACACCAAUGGUGGCAAAAACAGAACCAGAAAUCAAAAUCUGAAAGAGACUCCUAAUGCAAAUAGAGGACAAAACAGGCCCUUUCACACCUCCACAGAGAAAACUGAGAUCUGCAUGUAUCACAUCAAAGGAUUCUGUAUACAUGGAGAGUCCUGUAGAAAGGAACAUUCCAAUGUUCCGUAUCAGUGGGAAUUCCAAGAUGGAUCCGAGUGGAAAUCUCUUCCUGACAAUGAGGCUGUGGAGAAGGAUUAUUGUGAUCCUGAUAAAUCAUACAGCUCUGGAAUGCCUGCGGUUUCUUUUGAUACGAUGACUCGAGGUUCUCACCGUGUCAGACGUCUGUCAACGGUUUCAUCAGUCAUCCAACCCAACUUCAUUCUGACCACAGAGUGGCUUUGGUACUGGGAGGAUGAGUUUGGAAACUGGAUCCAGUACGCAACAUCAGAAGGAGGUCACACAUCCUCAUCCAUCAGUAGUGCUGAGUUGGAGCAGAGAUAUCAGACUGACAACAGUUCAGUGAUUGAGUUUACAGCUGGAUCGCAAACCUACCAACUCACUUUAACAGAUAUGAUUCAGACAAACAAAUCUUAUGGAACUAAGAAGCUCGUAAGACGUCGUCCCAAAUUUGUGUCUGCAGCUGAUGUUCAUGUAAUCAAGAGAGCUAAACGGACACCCAACAAUUUUAAAAGUCUACCAGAACACUGGGAUAAAUCUCUUAUUCCUGACACUGGAUUUAAGAGAGUAAAGCUGCUGAGCUCAUCGGGUGAAUACAGUAAGAUCCAGAAACUUUUCACUGCCACUAUGAGAGGAUAUAACAUUCAGCAGAUUGACAGGAUUCAGAACAAAGCAUUAUGGGAACAAUUUCAGUUGCAGAAGGAUCAUAUGAAGAAGAAGAAUGGAGGCAGAGAUGUGAAGGAGAAUGAGCUGUUUCAUGGCACAGACCCAAAGUAUUUAGAUGCCAUCUGUCUGAAUAACUUCGACUGGAGGAUCUGUGGAACACACGGCACAGCUUAUGGCAAAGGCAGUUAUUUUGCAAGGGAUGCUGAAUACUCUCACAACUACACCAAAGAUUUAGGAACCCGAUGCAUGUUCGUUUGUCGGGUUCUGGUGGGCGACUACACCAAAGGUUCUUCCAGCUACCUCCGGCCCCCCUCUAAAGAUGGAGGAGAUACGGUCUUCUACGACAGCUGCGUGAAUGAUCUCUACAAUCCCACCAUAUUUGUUGUGUUUGAAAAGCAUCAAAUCUACCCUGAGUAUCUGAUUGAGUACAGAGACUCGACUCCUCGUCACACACAAAUCCCUGCGGCAGCCACGAGACCAGCAACAGUGAGAAGACCAGUAUCUGUGUCUGCGUACGGCACAAAUCCACAGCCUAUCUCACACGCCUAUGCCACACCCUCACGUGCAUCAUUCUCAUCUAGACCUAAUGUCACAGGCUCACAGACCUCUUCCUUAUAUACCACACCCUCACAUACCACACCCUCACAUGCAUCAUUCUCAUCUAGACCUAAUGUCACAGGCUCACAGACCUCUUCCCUAUAUAACGUCCCAUCAUUUACCUCAUCCUCAUCUCAAUCUUCCUUGUAUACCUCUUCUUCACGCACAGCCUCCCCAUCUUCAUCCUCUAAAUCGGGGUGCAUCAUCUCCUGACUCAACUUCACUUUGAUUACUAUUAUUUAGUCUAAUAAUGGCACCACUUUAUAAAGUGUUCUUCAAGUGUGCUUGUUUUCAUUAAAUUGAGGGCUUUAGAUUAAGCAAACAAAGAUUUUAAGAAUCAGUUUCCCAGACAAGGUUUAGAUUAAUCCAGGACUAGGCUUUAGUUAUUUUAGGACAUUGAAGUAGUUUUUACAAGCAUACCUUUAAAAAACAAUACUAGUGUGCAUCUUGAGACAAAACAACAGCACAGAUAUGUUUUAGGAUAUGUCAGUGCAAACAUGCAUUUUAGUCUGAGACUAGACUUGAACCCUGUCUAGGAAACCACCCCAUGACAAUCAAAUUGCAAUUUUGAGAACUUUAAGAAGGUGGCAUUUGACAUCACUAAAUGAAUAAUAAUGGAAGAAGUUCAUUGUAAUACAAAUUUAUACAGUUAUUUCUUAUUUUUUUAGUGAUGUUUGUAAUAAUCCCACACGAAACUGAUAAUAAAGCUUUUCUGUUUGCAAUUGUAAAGAAAAAUAAAUGUUUUUACUCAUACUAAUAUCCUGUACACGUAAAUACACAUUCACACUGAACAUAUAAUAAU
This is a messenger RNA of Paramisgurnus dabryanus, 3048 nucleotides long. Its product is annotated as protein mono-ADP-ribosyltransferase PARP12-like. NCBI's taxonomy places the organism in Eukaryota, Metazoa, Chordata, Actinopteri, Cypriniformes, Cobitidae. Gene Ontology annotation, cellular component: nucleus. Gene Ontology annotation, molecular function: NAD+ poly-ADP-ribosyltransferase activity; metal ion binding. The record is from RefSeq and is a predicted model, not a curated record.